CUGAACAUUCAGAUACGCUCAGAAAGACUGAUGAAAGAAAUGUCCUCAAUUGGGAACAAGCUGAAUUAGGGAAGCUGAGACUGCCAAUAAGCUUCACUCACAAAAUGAUUUCACCUGAUCUCAAAGUCCUGUUUCAAUCAGUAGAAUCAGCUUUUUGUGUACCAGAAGAUACGGAACAAUUGUCGUUUGCAGCAAAUUUGCUGAAAGCUGUGCAUUCGGAAAAAAUUGCGUCUGAAAUAAAACUGCUAUCAGAUAGACUGGAGGUCCUUGAUUGCUCUAAGGUUUUUGGAAAUGAAGAUCCCGGAACUGUUUGUGCACUUGACGUUGACGUUGUCUUUAACAAGGAUCACCUUGGAGUUGUGAAAAUGGACCCUAUCCAAUGGAAUAAUACAUCUCUCUUUAAAAACGAAAGAAUUCUGAAAGUAAUAUUAGUACACAGCAGAUCCCUGCGAAUUGUUGAAACAAAACUUCGAGUUUACAAGGAAUAUGAAAUGCUGUUUCGCUCAAAAACACUACACUUGCAGCACAUCCAUGAGGAUUUUGAUGAAAUCGCAAAAAAGAGUGCAAAUGCAAAAGUAUCCUUAUUUCAAAGAACCAUACUUCAUUUAGUAGAGAGCAUUCCUUCUAAAAAUCUUGCCGAAAUUGUUUUGAAAGCUGUCAUUGAUUCUUUGAUACAAACUAACAUCAGAAAAGUUUGUGACAAUGAAUUUAUCAAAGACGGAGGAGAAACAGUUGGAACAGUUUACAGUAACAGCUACAAAUGUCGAUUAUUGUCAACUGUUAGACGUAUAAAACAGAUGUUAGUGGAAAAUACAUUGCGUACAAUUUGUAAAUCGUUGGGACUUGAAAUAGGCAAAGAAAUUAUGUGUCAUAUUGAAUAUGAAAUGAAUCCAAUGUACUCUUUCAUAUAUGAAGACCAAAAACCAGGAAUUCUCGAUACACUUAUUGAAACAAUCACUGUUGAAACGACGCCUUUCCUUAUCUCAAUUUGUAAUCCAAUCUUUUUUGCCUAUGGUUCAAUUAUUGGGACAUUUGUCUUCUCCGUUGAUGUUAACUCAUUAUUUUGGAGGAGAAAAGUUGCAGAUGAAAUUUAUAUAAUGAUUUCUAAACACUUUAAAAAUAUCGUCAAAAAAACAUUGCUCUUGGUUGAAAGUUUAUGCAAAAACACAACUGAAGACCUCAAAAACAUAGAUAGAAGUCUCGGAAAAUGGAAAGAAAAAAUUGAAUGUAUGGACAUAAUUGAACUGGUGUCCAUAUGGGAGAAACGGGAAGCUAUGAAAAACAUAAGUGGACUUGGCAGCCAAAAAUCAAUUCUGAAUCUUAUUGCUGGUAUAAAGAAUGAAAAACCAACAUUAAAGGUUUUCCUCAGUAUUGACGACCAAGACGCAAUAGGAUUCAUCAAGGAUCAUCCAGAAAUUCCUAAAGAAACAAAUGUUGAAUUUGUCGUUGUCAAAUUGUACAAAGAACAAAAAGAUCAGGCCAAAACGAAGAACUAUCCUAUUGAUAAGAACGUGCGGGAAGUGCUAGGUAAAACAAUAAAAAACCAAGGAGAAAGAAUAUAUGCAAAACAUUCAAGCGUGGUUGGACUUGGAAUAGGAAAUAUGGAUUGUAAUGGUCAGAUAACGCCCUGCAUUAUCAUUUACUGCCUAGACAAAGAUUUGGUACCGUUUGGAGAAGAACCGCUUCCAAAAACCUUAAACGAUUUUUAUUGCGAUAUUCGAGAAGAUUUCAUAAUGUUCGGAGCUUGCUUUGACUGUCACGAAAUUGCUCAUCCGAAUCCUGGUUGUUGCAUUGGGUUACCGUCCAAUGGUAUUGGUUCCGCUGGGUUUUUAGCAAAGACAAACGAAUCGGGUUUGGAAACCUCGGGAUUUCUAACAGCAGCUCAUGUAGCUGCAGAAAAUUGGACUGAUUUAUAUUACAACAAAGUCCUUUUAUCAGAGUUGGAGAUUGAUCAGUAUAAUUAUGAAAUUGUUCAUUGUCCACUUUUACCAAAUGAUAACAGUUCGCAAAUUAUCGGAAAAGUCAGAGAAUCUUAUUGUGGAAAUUGGGGACCAGAAGACAUCGGGAUUGACGCGGCCUUUGUCCAGAACUAUGAUCAAGAUAAAGCAGCAUAUAGGGAGCUUCAACCUGCAGAUGAAAGCGAAUUAGAUUAUGGCGACCAACUGAUAGUCUUAAAAAGAGGCGGAACAACUGGAAAAACAUUUGGUCGUUUACUCGAUGGAUCCCAUUCUCCUUGCGUAAAUCCACGCUUGGACGAUGUUUCAUGGAGAUUGGGUGGGUUCUAUUUUUUUGAUAGAUGCUUUGCAGUUGAAGAUAUUAGUGGACCAUUUUUCAAUCUUGGCGAUUCUGGCUCCGGAGUAUUCCUUACAGAAAAUGAAAAUCCAACUAAACCCUUAGGGAUAGCAUUUGCUAAACUUGAUUACGAGCCAAUAACAUUUGUCUGUAGAAUUGACCAAGUUGCGAAGGCCUUCAAAUUACGUUUAUAUGAAACUGUCGAGACCAUGGAAAUUUAAUUGCAAAUUAAAAAUUAAUGUCCAGUUCAUGUUAGCAUUUUCAAUGGUUUGUAAAAUGUCUAUAUUGAUUUAAAAUGUACCUGCAUUAUUUUGUAUCAUUUUUUUUCCAUAUUUGCGAAUUUUAUAUUCAUACUACUUCUCAAGCAAAAGAAGUCUGAAAAAUUGCAUGUGAAAAGAAUGACUCGCUGUGGUUCAGGUAUAUCGAUGUAUUAUCGUAUUAUCAUUGAACAAUUGUUACUUUCAAAUUUACGUCGCCUCGAUAUAUCCCAGUAAACUUGACAUUAAAGAUA
This is a messenger RNA of Magallana angulata, 2803 nucleotides long. RefSeq lists its product as uncharacterized. The coding region runs from base 105 to 2513 and encodes 802 amino acids. The record is from RefSeq and is a predicted model, not a curated record. The transcript has 5 exons. NCBI's taxonomy places the organism in Eukaryota, Metazoa, Mollusca, Bivalvia, Ostreida, Ostreidae.